Messenger RNA from Nothoprocta perdicaria, 2054 nucleotides. RefSeq names its product TBC1 domain family member 22A (gene TBC1D22A). Gene Ontology annotation, molecular function: GTPase activator activity. NCBI's taxonomy places the organism in Eukaryota, Metazoa, Chordata, Aves, Tinamiformes, Tinamidae. The transcript has 13 exons. The coding region runs from base 1 to 1557 and encodes 518 amino acids. The record is from RefSeq and is a predicted model, not a curated record. Gene Ontology annotation, biological process: activation of GTPase activity.
AUGGCGAGCGACGCGGGCAGGAAGCAGUUCUGGAAGCGGAGCGGCGCGAAGGUGCCGGGCAGUAUCCAACAUGUGUAUGGAGCUCAACAUCCACCUUUUGAUCCAUUAUUACAUGGAAGCUUGAUAAAAACAGGCUCAAAACCACCUACCACUCCAGUGAAACUAAAGAAAGUCAGCACCUUCCAAGAAUUUGAAAGUAACACAAGUGAUGCUUGGGAUCUUGGGGAUGAUGAUGAUGAACUCUUAGCAAUAGCUGCUGAAAACUUAAAUACUGAAGUGGUCAUGGAAACAGCUCACAAAGUAAUUGAGAAUCACAGCAAAUUACAAGAACAGCAUAAAUUGCAGGAGGAACAACUGCAUGAAACAAAACAAAUAGAAUCUUUGGAACUGUCUUCAGUUGCAUAUGGUGAUAACCGGCUUGUUAAAUCAGUCAGUGAAGGCCAUACAUCAAGUUCACCAGAUAAUGCCAGUGAAAAUUCUUCCAUGCAGAGAUCACAGUCCCUUCCACAAACUUCCACUCCUCCCUUGGUGAGCGGAAUAGCAGAUCAUAGCACCUCAGUUACUUCUGCAUUAACAGAAAGAGAAGCAUCUCGAUUAGACAAAUUUAAGCAGCUACUGGCUGGCCCUAACACAAAUCUUGAAGAAUUACGGAAACUGAGUUGGUCUGGAAUUCCUAAACAAGUUCGUCCUGUUGCGUGGAAGCUUCUUUCGGGCUAUCUUCCUGCAAAUGUGGAUCGAAGAGAAAGCACUUUACAAAGAAAACGGAAAGAAUAUUUUGCAUUUGUUGAGCAAUACUAUGAUUCCAGAAAUGAUGAAAGUCACCAGGACACGUACAGACAGAUUCAUAUAGAUAUCCCACGCAUGAGUCCUGAAGUUUUAAGACUUCAGCCCAAAGUAACAGAGAUCUUUGAACGAAUUUUGUUUAUCUGGGCUAUACGUCAUCCAGCCAGCGGAUAUGUUCAGGGCAUAAAUGAUCUUGUUACUCCUUUUUUUGUAGUCUUCGUUUGUGAAUAUAUAGAAGAAGAAGAAGUGGAAAAUUUUGAUGUUUCCAAUCUGCCUGAAGAAGUGCUGCAGAACAUAGAAGCUGACAGUUAUUGGUGCAUGAGCAAGUUGCUUGAUGGCAUUCAGGAUAAUUACACAUUUGCUCAGCCAGGAAUUCAAAAGAAAGUGAAAAUGUUGGAAGAACUUGUUAGACGGAUCGAUGAACAAGUUCACAGGCACUUGGACCAGCAUGAGGUGAAAUACUUGCAAUUUGCUUUCCGUUGGAUGAAUAACUUGCUGAUGAGAGAAGUCCCUUUACGGUGCACCAUCAGGCUGUGGGACACAUACCAAUCUGAACCAGAGGGUUUUUCUCACUUCCACUUGUACGUCUGUGCUGCCUUCCUUGUCAGGUGGAGGAAAGAGAUCCUGGAAGAGAAAGACUUUCAAGAAUUGUUGAUAUUUUUACAGAAUUUGCCUACAAUGCACUGGGAAAAUGAAGAAGUUAGUGUACUGCUGGCAGAGGCAUACAGACUUAAGUUUGCAUUUGCGGAUGCCCCCAACCAUUACAAAAAAUGAACAUAAAGAACCAGAAAUUGUUAAAACCAGCAUGUUCUGCAGUAUUAUGGCAUCAGUUAUCCUGGUUGUGCUUUUGGUUCAUUCUUCUUUUGUUUUAAUUAAGAUGACCAUUAAAGCUCUGUUAAAAUUUACAGAAUGAGAAUGAGAUACCAAAGAAAUGGACACAGCAGGGUAUCAAAUAUUGAACGAACAAACUUAAAAGUGAACUUUCUUGCUCAAUGUUAAAAAAAAAAGUUCUAAUGUAUUGGUCUUUUCUCCUUCUAUAAUUAAGAGAAUUACAGUCUGUAAAUUCUGUCCAAUAAUUGCUAUAUGCGCUUGAGACUUAAAUUUUCUUACAGAAUGAUUAUAGGAUUAUUUUGGUGUCAUCUGUAAUAAGUUUAUCAGCCAGUAUUGGCCAGUGAUAAGAAUUAUUUAUUUUAAGGGAGAAAAAAACUUCUCAGUCCUGAAGAGAAUUUGAGACAGUAAGGCCCGUGUUUUGAGAUUUAGUUAUUUCUCAG